AUCUCUGAAGCAAUGAGAGCACUUCCUCCAGGAUUCCGAUUCCACGCCACUGACGAGGAGUUGCUGAUUCAUUACUUGAAGCCCAAGAUCCUUGGACGACCCGGCGAACGCUACUACGACAUGAUACCGGAGAUCGACAUAUGCGAAUUCGAACCUUGGCAAUUGCCCGCCAUGUUUUGUCACUGGUUCAACAGUAAGGAGCUCUUUUUAUUUUGUCGUGUGAAGCGCAAGUACUCUAACAGCAAGCGCUCUGACCGGACAACCAAAGCUGGUUACUGGAAAGUGACCGGCAAGGAACGCGCCAUCAUGAGUGAGGACACCGAUGAGCCGAUAGGAAUCAAGAAGACACUGGUGUUCUACACAGGCCGUGUGCCUAAAGGCAAAAGGACCAACUGGGUCUCACAUGAGUACCAGCUUAAUCCCAAGUGUCUGGGCCAUAACGAAGACGAGAUGCUGCCUUACGUGGCAUGUCGGAUCAAGAACAAAAAGGAGAAGAAGCUGAUGAUGGGUCACGCUCCAACAGUCAGCCCUGAAGUUUAUUCAAGCAGCCCUCACGCUCCAACAGCCAGCCCUGAAGUUUAUUCAAGCAGCCCUCACGCAUACACUAGCAAUGUAUCGGAGACCCCUGUGAAUCAAGAAGGGGACUAUUCCAGCUUCUGUAACUCCCCCAGCGACGAAGUUGCUGAUAACCAAGAAGCAGUCGAUGCUCAACCCGAGAUGUCGGUGGGAGACUUCAUGGAAUCGCUCCCUCCAUUGCACCCGCUGGAUGACAUUUUAUCAGACUAUACUCCUACUCCAACCUAUCAGGCCCAGGCAGGAACAGAGGAAGGAUGGUCUUCCUUAUUUGAUUUCUCAUAUGACAGCUAUGGCGAUGAGCUAGACUAUGGCUACAUGAAAUCUCCAUACAGCAAUUUCGCAAACUAUUCCAAUAUUGACUGGGCAAUGUCUGGGGACUUCUCUACCACAACACGCGAAGAUGUAUGGCUCUUGGAAGCCAAUGGGCAAACCUCACAAAAUCAGGACACAAGACAGAAAGAACACAUUAGGUCUGAAGAAAAUUUUGGUUUUCAAAAAAAACGUCAAAGUCCCAAAAAUGCUCAUACCAAAUGGGUACUGCAUGAAUACGGUAUCCUCAAUGAUCAGAGUGACUUUGUUCUUUACCACCUGAAGAAAAACCCUGAUGAGAAUGGUAAGAAAAAUUCAAAGACUCAGAAGACUGACACAGGUAUCUCUAUUGUGCCUCAAGAAGGCAGCAGAAGUAGCCCUAACUUGUCUGAUGAAGUCAACAACAUAAGUAUACCUAUUAUGCCUCAAGAAGGCAGCAGAAGUAGACCUAACACCCCCAAUAAAUCCAACAACACAAGCUGCUCCAACACAUUAGUAAUUGCCAAAAGCAUACCUGAAGAGAUUCCGAAGGAAUCUUUAAAAGAAAACGUACAUCAACCACAAAUGCCAAUUCUCUCGCCAGAAUGGAACUCAUCACAAUGUGAUUUCUCUGCAGCUCCACAGCCUCCCACAGCGGCCAGGGAGCAAUUUACUCCUGAUCCAGGAUGUCAGGAUUUGGAGUCUUAUUUUGCUGAUACUGAACUACUCCAAGAGAUACUGGAAAUGUUGACCCCGUAAGCUGGUUCUAGUAUGAACACUCUUCUGGAAAAAGUAUUAUAUAAGCUUUUUUACUGUUAGGUAAUUGGUGUACAUCCGCUGGCCUGGAAGCACACUCUUCAAGUGCUGAUAAAGAGUCUGCCCAUGUGGAAAAUAAUGUACAUGGAUCAAAUGCAUUCAUGAUGCACAUUAUUUGCUUAAUGAGCUUUUUAUUCCAAGCUGCUUAAUAUCAGUUAUUUGUCAUAGCAGUAGGUGAAUUUUUAACAUGAAAUUCGCCAGAAAUGUACAAACAGUUAUUUGGAUUUGUCGCAGCUACUUGUUUCGCACUCACAUGCUUUGUAUAUAUGAGGUAUAUUGAUUUGGGAUUGAA
Messenger RNA from Eucalyptus grandis, 1972 nucleotides. RefSeq names its product protein NTM1-like 9. NCBI's taxonomy places the organism in Eukaryota, Viridiplantae, Streptophyta, Magnoliopsida, Myrtales, Myrtaceae. Gene Ontology annotation, molecular function: DNA binding. The transcript is spliced from 6 exons. The record is from RefSeq and is a predicted model, not a curated record. Gene Ontology annotation, biological process: regulation of DNA-templated transcription. Bases 13 to 1623 code for a protein of 536 amino acids.